Molecule: messenger RNA, 616 nt
Organism: Saccostrea echinata
Lineage: Eukaryota; Metazoa; Mollusca; Bivalvia; Ostreida; Ostreidae
Product: piggyBac transposable element-derived protein 4-like
Exons: 3
Coding region: 165-611 (148 amino acids)
Source: RefSeq, a predicted model, not a curated record
UUGCCCAAGGGAGACAUGAUUGUGAAGUUGCAAGGUCCUGUACAGUGAUCGGCGACAGGUGACCCUCCUCAGCACUACAGGAAGUUCCAGAAUGAUGCGAAAAGCUAACACCAAAGGAAAAAAUUGUUAAAGCACCAGGAGUUGUGCACAAGUAUAACGAAACAAUGGGCGGAGUAGAUCUAGGUGAUCAGCUUCUUACACAGUAUGAACACCAGUUUCGUAGUCUCAAACUAUGGAAGAAAAUUCUGUUCAGUUUCUUUAUGAUGGCUGCAGUCAAUGCCUACAUCUGUUACAAGUCCUCCUUCGUGAUACAGAAGAAAAUGGACCACUUACAAUUUCAGAAAGAGAUAAUAAAGGGACUUUUGGGAAAUUUUAGGGAAGGAAGAUUAAGACGGGGACGACUUGGUGUACAGAGAUGUGCUAGAUUGUCUGCCAAACAUUUCAUAGACUGGAUCCCUGAAAAGAAGCGAAUGAAAUGUGCUGUUUGUUCAGGAAAAAGAGGGAACUUUGCCGGAACAAGGAUCCGUACUUGGUGCCCUGAUUGUUCCGUCGGGUUGUGUGUUGGAAAUUGUUUCAGAAAAUUCCACACUCUUAUUAAUUACGAAGAAUAAAAUUA